AUUUUCGGGGUACUUGGACUACAUGGACAGACCCUUUGACACAAAUUGCUUCAGGAGGAAUCCCAAACUCAUGAAACUUGGCGAAGACAUUACUCUUCCGGGCAUGGAGGUCGGACUCCUGACAAUGAAGAAAGGGGAGCUGGCAAGAUUUCUCUUCAAGCCAAAUUACGCUUUCGGAGCCUUGGGCUGCCCUCCCUUGAUCCCUCCUGAUGCCACAGUCUUGUUCGAGGUGGAGCUUUUGGACUUUCUGGACUCAGCGGAAUCUGACCAAUUCUUCGACCUGACUCCUGAGCAACAGGACAGAUUCCCACUGCAGAAAGUGCUGAAGGUAGCAGAAACGGAGCGCGAAUUUGGCAAUUACCUCUUCCGCCAGAAGCACUACAUGGAUGCCAGAGUAAGGUACAAGCGGGCCUCCUCCAUCUUGCAACGUGUGAGCGCCAAGGAAGCUGAACAAGUCAAGGUUGACGCCGCCAAACUCCUGGUCUUCUUGAACUUGUCAUUUGUUUGCCUGAAGCUGGAUCGCCCAGCCCGGGCGCUUGCCUAUGGAGAGAAGGCCCUGGAGCUAGAUGAGAAGAAUGCCAAAGCUCUCUUCAGGUGUGGCCAGGCGUGCCUGUCCCUGACAGAGUAUGAGAGAGCACGGGAUUUUCUGGUGAAAGCGCAGAAAGAGCAGCCUUUCAACCAUGAUAUUAAUAAUGAGUUGAAAAAGCUGGCCAGCUGUUACAGAGAUUACGUGGUGAAGGAGAAGGAAAUGUGCUCCAGGAUGUUCGCCCCUCGCAGCUCCCCUUCGGCCGGCGUGAAGGACCCAGCUAUGCAGAAGAAAGGAACUGAUCUGUAAUGGAGAAAAGCCCACUUCAAAACACUCAGCAACGGGGGCCUUGGUUUUGGAAGCCCUGCUUCAUUUGGAGUACUCUGAACU
Messenger RNA from Elgaria multicarinata webbii, 916 nucleotides. RefSeq names its product FKBP prolyl isomerase family member 6 (inactive) (gene FKBP6). The transcript has 7 exons. Lineage: Eukaryota; Metazoa; Chordata; Lepidosauria; Squamata; Anguidae. Gene Ontology annotation, cellular component: cytoplasm. Gene Ontology annotation, molecular function: Hsp90 protein binding; peptidyl-prolyl cis-trans isomerase activity. The record is from RefSeq and is a predicted model, not a curated record. Gene Ontology annotation, biological process: piRNA processing; spermatogenesis. The coding region runs from base 23 to 835 and encodes 270 amino acids.